CACACUACUCAAUCAAAAUAGAAAACUAAGAAAUUCUCCGUUCGUUUAGACUCGAUCCUGCUUUCAGGCUCGCCUACGACUAAAGAACUGUGUGUUCGAACGCAGCUGUUUAGCCCGUGUGUAGCGACUGAGCCAGAGGAUCAGUCCAAAGAACUUUUUCGUCCAUUCUAACAGUGCCUUCAGCUGUUCAAGAUGACUUGUCCCUGCGGUGUCAUUUCCUAUAGGCUGACCUAUGGCCCCGUUGGUCCAGCGCUGCCCGCCAUGUCCUAUUGUGGCUCUUGUCCCUGUGCGCCGUGCGGUCCUUGGACGUGUCCGCCCAACAAUUGUAAAUGCUGUUGCGAGAGCGGCUGCUUUGGACCGUACUACUAGUGCCGCAUAGUGAGUGAUAAUGGCCGGAGGAGCCAAGAAGUUUGAAAAGACUGUCGUGUGCUGACAAAACAAGAGAGCGGAGAAUUUUUUAUCGGAAUAUGAAACCACAUAUCGUUCAUAGUUCCAUAGCAACUGAACUUUGUUGAAUGUGUGUUCAACUCAAUAAAAUCAAAUUCUGUGUGUAAAUACAA
Messenger RNA from Scaptodrosophila lebanonensis, 560 nucleotides. RefSeq names its product male-specific sperm protein Mst84Db-like. Bases 193 to 369 code for a protein of 58 amino acids. NCBI's taxonomy places the organism in Eukaryota, Metazoa, Arthropoda, Insecta, Diptera, Drosophilidae. The transcript has 2 exons. The record is from RefSeq and is a predicted model, not a curated record.